Molecule: messenger RNA, 1374 nt
Organism: Scedosporium apiospermum
Lineage: Eukaryota; Fungi; Ascomycota; Sordariomycetes; Microascales; Microascaceae
Exons: 5
Coding region: 1-1374 (457 amino acids)
Biological process (GO): DNA-templated transcription; positive regulation of transcription from RNA polymerase II promoter by galactose
Cellular component (GO): nucleus
Molecular function (GO): RNA polymerase II cis-regulatory region sequence-specific DNA binding; DNA-binding transcription factor activity, RNA polymerase II-specific; zinc ion binding
Source: RefSeq, a predicted model, not a curated record
AUGGAGGACAAUUGUCCAGUAACGGCAGUACCGGAUACGGUCACAACCCGGGACCGGAGACGGCCGGCUUCAGGCGAGAAUCAACCUCGACGUCCCAAGCGGGGCAAAUAUACCUCCGUUGCGUGCGAAGAAUGCAAGAAGAGGAAGCUCAAGUGUAAUCCUUUGAAUGAUGAGAGCGGCUGCAAACGCUGCGUCGACAAUGGGCUGCCUUGUGUCUACACUAGGGAGCCAUCCCCGGCAAAUAAGAAUAAGGCUGAGAGCCAACUGAACUACGAAACCCUCAGCAAGGAAGUGGGCCAGCUUCGCAGGCAGGUCAUGGAGCUGGCUGGAGCCGUGGAGGCUCUAAGAAAUUCCAGUCCUCCGACACGGGGCGUCCCGUCGAGUUCGUCAUCUUCACGGGGGGGCACACUUGUCCAGUCUCCAGCCAGUUCUCAAAGGAGCCAAGAGCCAAAAGGACUGCCAUUCGUCGGACCCACAAGGCCAGCAUUCGGAAUUAUCAUUGGCGAACGUUCUUUGACCCGCAUGGGGUUUCCCGUUUGCGAGUCCAUUCCUCCUAGCGGUGCUCAGUCCCCGACCGAUAUCCCCAAGGAGGGAACUGUGCCUCAGACUUCUGAGCAAUUCUGGUCGACUUGCACAGCUUCUGAAGUCACUAGACUCGUAGAGGUCUGGCGCGAAGAGGUCGAAUCGGUUUACCCAUGUUUCGACAUGGCGGAAAAGAUAUCCCACGCGGAGCAUAUCCUCAAUUGCAUAAGAUCUGGUCGAUUAAUAGAUGGCGACAGAUACGACUCUACGCAGGCCACGGUGACCUCAAGGGACGUAGACCUGGUCAAAAUCGCAGUAGCGACAGGUAUUGUUCUGGAAUCGCAUGGCAAGACUGAAAUGAGCGCUGCAAUAAUCGACUCAGUUGAGCGAGGUAUCUCAAGGAUAUCAUGCUCAGAUGUUGGAUUGGACAAGAUUCAGGUUCUGGUAACACUGAGCAUUUACUACUUUCACAUUGACGAAGAGUUGCUGGCAUGGAGGGCGAUCGGUGUUGCUGCACGAGAGGCUCUCGAGAUGGGCCUGCAUCGUAGAGACAGUCUCUUCGAUAAUUUCAAGGAUCGAAAGUCUCGCACUCUCGCCACCAGAGUGUUUUGGUGUGUAUAUGUCCUCGACCGCCGCUGGAGUUUUGGUACCAGCCUUUCCUUUGCGCUCGUUGAUCGAGACAUUGAUCCCGAGUUGCCUGAGCCAAGUCAAUCCCGUCUCAUCUUCGUUUACGGCAUCCUCGUCUCGGGCUCGCACCACGCUCUCAGCCGACUGUCCUUCAUCGGCUCCGUGCCCUUCUCUACCUACGCGGAAACCACACGCGUUGCCUCAUCCAUCGGCACUACCUUCUAA